Rotaria sp. Silwood1 is the source of this 2532-nucleotide messenger RNA. The record is from the annotation of a GenBank genome assembly. Lineage: Eukaryota; Metazoa; Rotifera; Eurotatoria; Philodinida; Philodinidae.
AUGAGUAUUGGUAAUAGUGUGACAACACCGAUUGGUAUACCAUCAUUAAUCGGUGAUAAAUCACCAAUUAUCACGAAAGAUGAUUGUUCAUAUUAUGGUCGAUUUAAUACUACUGGCUUUGGUUUUAUACGAUCAUACGAAGGAAUUCCGGAAAAUAUUCUUGUUAAUCUAGUUGUCUCGGCAAUACUUUUAUUACUCUUUGUGUAUUUACGACGUCGUUUUUCUGAUUCGAAAAAUAUUGCUGAUGGAACAGAAAUAUCGACUCUUCUUUAUGGUCAAAGUAAUGCAUCACGACAUUUUGCUCAUCAUGCCAACGAAUCCUAUUGUCAUCGAUAUUGUGUGACACGUUGGUUAUGGAUUCGUGAUUUAUUUAAAAUCAGUGAUUGGGAUGUCUAUCAAAAUUGUUCACCGGAUGCAUAUUAUUAUCUUUUAUUUCAUACGUAUUUAAUUGGUUAUUUACUUUUCGUGACAAUUUUUUCUUUGGCUAUUAUAAUGCCAGUUAAUUUUCAAGGAACACAAGGAAUAACUGAACAAAAAUUUGCUCAUACAACUAUUGCUAAUUUGCCGGCGGAUUCACCAUUACUCUGGGUUCAUGCAUGUGCAUCAAUCUUAUUUGUAUUAACUGGUAUUAUUGUAGCUUAUUUAUAUACAAAUGCUACACGGUAUUAUGCGACGGAAGAUAUGUAUGAAGAUGAAGUAUCAAAAGAAAAAGCAAGUCGAACAUUAAUGAUACGAGAUAUUCGUAAAACGGCAUGUGAUGAAGAAAAACUAAGUGCAUAUUUUCGAGAAGCAUAUCCAUCAUUUCAAAUAACGCAUUUUACAUUAGCUUAUAACAUAGCUCAAUUACAACAUCUUUAUAAACGCCGUGAACUUAAUCUUCGUAUUUGGCAACAAAGUAAACAAAUGUUUGAAGAAAGUGGUAAACGACCUGUUGUUUAUAAUAAUAAAUGUGGACAAAUGUGUGGUUGUUGUGCAAAAGAGAUUGAUGCAAUUGAUUAUUAUGAAAAAUUAUAUAAUGUAUAUAAACAACGUGUCGAAGAUGAAUAUUUACAUGUUAGACAAAAAAAAUGUGGAUUAGCUUUUAUAACAUUUUCAACAUCGGAAGAAGCACAUCGAGUUCGUUCAGAUUUUGAAGUAACAUGUUUUAAACCAGAUCGUCGACCAAAAACAUCAACAAGUAAAUCACUCAGUAUUUAUGAAUGGACUGUUAAUUUUGCGCCAAGUCCAAAAAAUAUAAUUUGGAAAAAUAUUCCAAUGAGUGAAGCUAGUCAUUGGUUUCGUGUCAUCGUUGUUAAUAUAAUUUUAGUAUUCUUCAUGAUAUUUUUAACAACUCCCUCAAUUGUAAUGAGUACAAUUGAUAAAAUAGCUAAUAAAUAUCGUUCAAUUGAUCCAUUAAAAAGAGUAACAAAACAAAUUCAUUUUCCAGUUGUAUUAACAUCUGUAAUGCCUGUAUUAUUAUUACGUAUAUUUGCUGCUGCAAUGCCAUCACUUGUUAGUAUAACAUCAUUACUUGAAAAACAAUGGAAAAAAUCUGCAUUAGAUAAAUCAAUGAUGAUUAAAUUAUUUGUUUUUCUUUCCAUGAUGAUACUUAUUUUACCAUCAUUAGGUUUAACAAGUAUUGAAGGAUUUCUUCGUUGGGUUUUUGAAAGUGAAGAAGGUAUUGCACAAAAUAGUAGAAUUCGUUGGAUGUGUAUGUUUUUACCGGAUAAUGGAGCAUUUUUUGUGAAUUAUAUAAUAACAUCAGCAUUUAUUGGAGCUGCUAUUGAAUUAUUACGUUUAGCUGAUCUUGUCUUUUAUAUUUAUAUAAUCAUAACAGCUAAGUCAACAGCUGAAAGACGUGUUAUUCGUCAUGCUCUUCAAUUUCCAUUUCGUUUUGGUGUACAAUAUGCUUGGACAUCAGCAGUAUUUUGUGUUAUUGUGGCAUAUGCUGUAGCUUGUCCAUUAAUUACACCAAUUGGUUUAAUUUAUAUGUUAAUUAAACGUGCAGUUGAUAAAUAUAAUUUAGUCUUUGUUUAUGAUACUGAAAUAGCUGACAAAAGUGUUCAUCGUUUAGCAGGAAAUUUUAUAAUAAUUGCAUUAAUUAUUCAACAAUUAACAUUACUGUUCUUUGUACUUGUUCGAUCUGAAACAUUAACUUAUUUAUCUAUGACAUUAUUAAGUACUUUUAUUUUGACAAGUGGUAUUUAUUUUGGUUUUUCAUGUUUUGAUUGUUGUGGUCGUUGGAGUGUACGUAAACAAAAGCUUUCAACAGCAGUAUUACCUGAGACAGGUGGAAAUCGUCAAAAAAUGGAUGAUUUAGGUGAAUUAGAAGAAAUGGAAGGUCGUGAAACUAAACAACGAGCAACAUCGCAUUAUAUUCCGACAAUUUUAAAUGCAUGCAUCGAAGAAUUUGAUAUUCCACCAAGUACAACAAAAGUUCGUCGAUGUUCAAUACGUGAGCCAUUACAACAAGGAACCUAUGGAACACUUGAUCAAGUUUCCCAACCAAUUGUUGUUGGAACUGGUGAUGAAAAUGAUCUACUUACAGAUUAG